Molecule: messenger RNA, 1359 nt
Organism: Fragaria vesca subsp. vesca
Lineage: Eukaryota; Viridiplantae; Streptophyta; Magnoliopsida; Rosales; Rosaceae
Product: coiled-coil domain-containing protein 84-like
Exons: 7
Coding region: 66-1313 (415 amino acids)
Source: RefSeq, a predicted model, not a curated record
AACAUAUUCGUUAAAGAAGCCAAAACCGCGAAGAACCAGUCCCUGAUCCUAAUUCCAACGCCACAAUGAAGAAGACGAAGACGAAGAAGAAGAAGCACGAGUUCGAAUAUUGCACGGUUUGCAAGCUCAAUCACGACCAAGGUCCGAGCCACAAGUACAUCCCCAGCCACACCAAGUCCCUCUCUACUUUCCUCUCCCGCUUCCAGGCCAAGCUCUCCGACGUCGUUUUCUUCCUCAACAACCCUACCUUCCUCCGCCUCGAACACGCCGCCCGCAACCGCCUCUGGUGCGUCUUCUGCGAUUUCGACAUUGACGAGCGCGACAGCUCCUUCGCCUGUGGCAAUGCCAUUAAUCACCUUGCGAGUGCCGAACAUCUGAAGAAUUUGAAGCAUUUUUUGUGGAAAUACGGUGGAGGAAUGGAUUCUGUAGAUAAAUUCCGGAUAUUGGAAGCUGACCUUGCUAAGUGGGAGAAAAAGUGCAAGGCAUUGAAGACUGAAGCUGUAUCUGGAGGACCGAUGCCAGGGCCUUCAAAUGAUAUCCAUACUAAACUUGAAUAUGGAAUUUUAGAUACUUUCCAAAAUAGUAGUAGUUCAAAAUUUUCAAAUGGUGUUAUGCCUUUACUAGAUCAUACAAAUGAGAAUCAGGUAUCCCAUUCAGUACCCUCCCAAUAUGCAAACGGUGGUUGCUUUGUGCAAGAUGUUGUUGCUUCCUCUUCUAUAAAUUCCCAAGGUUUUACAGUUAGUAGCCAGGGUUCUCUUAUUUCUAAUGGUAGAAAAGGCUCGGCUGAUGUCAAUUUGAAUAAUGAAAGGAUGAACAAGGUGUACCAGCACGGAAGAAUGGCAAUGGGACAGAGCAGUUCUCAAGGUGUUCAUAGCCUCACUCAAAUUCCUUACAAGGGUCCUAAAGAUGCUAGUGGAAAUGUGCAUACUGGAGCACUUCCUCCUUGGUUUGCAGCUGAGGAAGAAAUUCAGCUAAGUAUUCCACUACAACGAGUUUCUGCUACCCCUCUUCCUCUGUCAAAUCAGGCAGGGAAGUCCAAGAAAUUGAACCCAAAACGAGUGGGAGCAGCUUGGGCAGAAAGGAGAAAGAGAGAGAUGGAGAUGGAGCAAAGAGGUGAGAUUGUCAAGAACGAUUAUGAUGCUAAUUGGCUCCCCAAUUUUGGUGGAGUUUGGCAAUCUGGUACCCGGAAAGAGGCUAGAAAAGAAUUUGAGUUGGAGAAACAUAAUUUAGUUAAGGUUGAAAGUCAAUCUGAGAUGCCAAUCAAGAUACAGCCUUACGUCAGCAAAAGGAUGCGAACAGGUGCAAGUGAAUAAUUCUGUGAUUGUGAGUUGAUAGUUGUCUGAAGACGGAUGUUUGGGA